AUCAUUCUUAGCACAGCAAUCGUAGAGAAUGGCUCUCAAGGUCUUCAUGCUCCUCGCUCUCGUGGCAGCCGCCCUCGCCCGCCCUGACAGUCCUCCUGCCUAUGGCUACGGAACUCCACCACCCUCUUACGCCCCUGCCAAGUACGACUUCAACUACGCCGUCAACGACCCACCAUCCGGCAACGAUUUCGGCCACCAGGAGUCUCGUGAUGGAGACUACACUCAGGGUUCCUACUACGUCCUGCUUCCUGACGGUCGCCUGCAGAGGGUCACCUACAAUGUCAAUGGCGAUUCUGGCUACCUGGCCGAGGUCACCUACGAGGGAGAAGCCCAGUACCCUACCCAACAGCGUGCUUACACUCCUGCUCCAACUUACGGAUAAUAUGUUUUAAUAUUUACUUACUUUUUUAUGAAAUGGACAUUGCACAACUGAGAAACGUUGUAGUAUUCUAUUCGAAAUUAUUUAUUAUCAACUAUUCCUUUUUUGUUCUGCUACUUUUGAUGCAGUAAUCUGAAAUAAUCUGUUUAUCCAUUUCGUAUAUCCAUAUUGUUGACUAUAUAACUGUGUAUCUAUCUAUUCUAUAUAUGAAAUACUAUAUUAUCUAUAUAUGCCUAUCAGUAUACCAGAUCCUUUAUGGCUGUAUCUUUUUUUAUAAGUUUAGCAAUAGUUCUUAUGUGUGUGUGUGUGUGUGUUUGUGUGUGUGUGUUUGUGUGUGUGUGUGUGUGUGUGUGUGUGUGUGUGUUGGUGUGUGAGUGAGUGAGUGAGUGAGUGUGUGUGUGUGUGUGUGUGUGUGUGUGUGUGUGCUCACACAUGCAUUUAUGUGUGUGCAUGUGUACGUGUGGGUGGGUUAGUGUGGACGCGUAACCCUAACCUUUAUUCCUCGUCAGUUCCUCUUUCUCGCUCUCCUUCAUUUCCUUCAAUCCUUUCCUUUCCCUUUCACCCUCAGUCUCCUUUCUCCUUGAGUAACACAUUUUUUUUGCGGGGAGGGGGAGCAGAUGGACUUCCCAAGUUGGUAAUGAUGACCAUUUGACAUUAAACGAAUUUGUUCA
Molecule: messenger RNA, 1050 nt
Organism: Penaeus indicus
Lineage: Eukaryota; Metazoa; Arthropoda; Malacostraca; Decapoda; Penaeidae
Product: pro-resilin-like
Exons: 2
Coding region: 29-382 (117 amino acids)
Cellular component (GO): extracellular matrix
Source: RefSeq, a predicted model, not a curated record